Molecule: messenger RNA, 638 nt
Organism: Solanum lycopersicum (tomato)
Lineage: Eukaryota; Viridiplantae; Streptophyta; Magnoliopsida; Solanales; Solanaceae
Source: RefSeq, a predicted model, not a curated record
AAUUGGAAACUCCUAGCAGGGAUAUGCCAGCAUGGCUAAGGCCAUUUUUGAAGAAGACAUUCUUUGGGACAUGUUUGGUACAUGAUGAACUUCAAAAGAAUGAGCUGAACAAGUAUUGUAUCACGUGUGAUUCAGAUUUAUGCAAGAAUUGCAUUGCUACAGACAAACACAAUGGGCAUGACCUACUUCAGAUUUAUCGACAUGUUUACAAAGAUGUUGUUCCUCUUGAUGAGAUGGAGAAAUAUAUUGACUGCACUAGAAUUCAGCCAUACAAAUGCAACAAGAAAUGGGUAGUUGCUUUGAAUCCGCUGCCACAUAGUGGAUCUGGCUCUCUAAUUGUUGGAGACCCUACUUGCUACACUUGCAAAAGGAGAUUGAAUGACCCUGAACAAUUCCGCUUUUGUUGCAUUGCUUGUCAGGUGGAAGCCAAGCGGGAAAAGCCUGUUGAGACGAAGAGGAAGCGCAAGAGGAAGGGAAUUCCUCACAGAGCUCCUUUGAAAUAAACAUGCUUUGCUUCAAUUUCAUCAUUUUGAAGUACUUUGCUUGAAUAAUUUUCAACUUUGUGACUUAUGCUGCUACUUGAAAAACUUAUGUGCUUUCAACUCUUUUUAUUUUUAAUUAAGACUUUUGGGACCUAA